AUGUCAUUAGAGAUUAAGACAAAUGAUAAAGUUUGGUAUAUUACAGGUGCCUCAAAAGGAAUUGGUCUAGUUUUUGUAAAGAAUCUAUUGAAUUUUGGAUUCAAAGUGGUAGGAACUUCAAGAAACAAACAAAAGUUGAUUGAUGCUGUUGGUAUUACCACAGAUAACUUCUUAGCACUUCAGGUAGAGGUAGACAAUGAAGCAAGUGUAAAAGAAUCAUUUGUAGAUACACUUUCAAAGUUUGGUAGAAUCGACGUAGUUGUGAACAACGCAGGUUACGGUAUCUCUGGUGCACUCGAGGAGAACACCGAUGCUGAAGUACGAAAGAAUUUCGAUAUCAAUGUAUUCGGUGUCUAUAAUGUGUUGAGAAACGUAACACCAAUCUUGAGAGCACAAGGUUAUGGUCAUGUAUUCAACAUUUCAUCGCUGGCAUCAUUCAUUGGUUAUCAAGGUCACGGAACAUACUGCGCCACGAAAUUCGCUGUCGAUGGCCUGACCGAAGCAUAUGCCAAAGAAGUUAGAUCAUUUGGAAUAAGAGUAUCCACAAUUAAUCCUGGUUAUUUUAAAUCUGAAUUCUAUGAUUCUGAUCAUUACAAUCAAAAUUCAAACAGAAUCGAUGCUUAUAAACCUAUUCAUGAUUUGGUUGACUAUCACAUCAAAGAGAUUAGUGGUAAGCAAAGAGGAGAUCCAAGUAAACUUUUGGAAUUCAUAAUCAGAGUCUAUCAAACACCAGAAUACGAAAGCAAUCAUAUAUUCGUAGGUGGUGGUGUAUACCCUUCUGUCAAUGCCCAACUAAAUAAAUACAAACAAGAUCUUGAUCAAUGGGAACAUUUCGCCACAAAUACCGAUUUUGAUAGUUAUGAAGAAAAAUAA
Messenger RNA from Heterostelium album PN500, 873 nucleotides. RefSeq names its product SDR family oxidoreductase. The record is from RefSeq and is a predicted model, not a curated record. Lineage: Eukaryota; Evosea; Eumycetozoa; Acytosteliales; Acytosteliaceae. The coding region runs from base 1 to 873 and encodes 290 amino acids. The transcript is spliced from 2 exons. Gene Ontology annotation, molecular function: oxidoreductase activity.